CGCUCGAGCCUUCCCUCUAGGCUUUUGAACACAGUGUUUUUAGCCCUUGAACUCUGAGAGCUUCUUUUAAAGAUCUCCGAUGCUGUUUUUGGAUUUGCUUACGGCAGUUUCUUUAAAAAAAUUUAAAAGAUUAUUUUUGCUCUUCAGGGUGAAGUAUUUCAUCACGAGUCUGAAAAUAUCUCUCCCUCUGGUCUCUUUACUCGUUGUCCAUCCCCCGACAUUUACAGAAUUUUUAAGGCUGCGAUUUAAUCAGACAGAUUUUCGAAGGCGACAGAGAACUCUUUCUUGCCCCUCCAAUCCCUGCUAAGGUUUCUCAGAUUUUGUAAUCAGGAGGAUCCUUUUCCCCCAGAAAUUGCUCAAUGCUGAAACUUUUCAAAGUGAUAUUAGAGACGUUGGAAGCACCAUGGAUGGGUUUUAUGAUCAGCAAGUCCCUUUUAUGGUCCCAGGGAAAUCUCGAUCGGAGGAAGGUCGAGGGCGGCCUGUGAUUGACAGAAAGAGGAAGUUUUUGGACACCGAUCUGGCUCAUGAUUCUGAAGAGUUGUUUCAGGAUCUCAGUCAACUUCAAGAGGCUUGGUUAGCUGAAGCACAAGUUCCUGAUGAUGAACAGUUUGUUCCAGAUUUUCAGUCUGAUAACUUGGUGCUGCACGCCCCCCCUCCAACCAAGAUCAAGCGGGAGCUGCACAGCCCCUCGUCAGAGCUGUCGGCCUGCAGCCACGAGCAGGCUCUCGGUGCUAACUACGGAGAAAAGUGCCUCUACAACUACUGUGCCUAUGAUAGGAAGCCUCCCUCUGGGUUCAAGCCAUUAACCCCUCCUACCACACCUCUGUCACCCACCCAUCAGAAUUCCUUGUUUCCCCCACCCCAGGCAACUCUGCCCACUUCAGCGCAUGCCCCUGGAGCUGGCCCAGUCCAAGCUGUGGGCCCCGCCCCCACCCCUCAUCCGCUUCCAGAACCCGGACCACAGCAACAAACCUUUGCGGUCCCUCGACCACCCCAUCAGCCCCUGCAGAUGCCAAAGAUGAUGCCCGAAAACCAGUAUCCAUCAGAACAGAGAUUUCAGAGACAACUGUCUGAGCCCUGCCACCCCUACCCGCCUCAGUCAGGAGUCCCUGGGGACAGUCGCCCCGGUUACCACCGGCAGCUGUCGGAACCCAUCGUCCCUGCAGCUCCCCCUCCCCCUCAGGGAUUCAAACAAGAAUACCACGACCCUCUCUAUGAACACGGGGUCCCUGGAAUGCCGGGUCCCCCAGCACAUGGGUUCCAGUCGCCAAUGGGAAUCAAGCAGGAGCCCCGAGAUUACUGCGUUGAUUCAGAAGUGCCUAACUGCCAGUCAUCCUACAUGAGAGGGGGAUAUUUCUCCAGCAGCCAUGAAGGUUUUCCGUAUGAAAAAGAUCCCCGGCUAUACUUCGAUGACACUUGCGUCGUGCCCGAGCGACUGGACGGCAAAGUCAAGCAGGAGCCCACCAUGUAUCGGGAGGGGCCCCCUUACCAGAGGCGAGGCUCACUGCAGCUGUGGCAGUUCCUGGUCACCCUCCUGGACGACCCAGCCAACGCCCACUUCAUCGCCUGGACUGGCCGGGGCAUGGAGUUCAAGCUGAUAGAGCCAGAGGAGGUUGCUCGGCGUUGGGGCAUCCAGAAGAACCGGCCAGCCAUGAACUAUGACAAGCUGAGCCGUUCUCUGCGCUACUAUUAUGAAAAGGGCAUCAUGCAGAAGGUGGCUGGGGAGCGAUACGUUUACAAAUUUGUCUGCGACCCCGACGCCCUCUUCUCCAUGGCCUUCCCGGACAAUCAGCGCCCGUUCCUGAAGGCAGAGUCCGACUGCCCCCUCAGCGAGGACGACACCCUGCCCCUGACCCACUUUGACGACAGCCCGGCUUACCUCCUGGACGUGGAUCGCUGCAGCAGCCUCCCCUAUGCAGAAGGCUUUGCUUACUAAGUUUCCAAGUGGCUUGAGCAGCCAAACCCUAGAGCUAGCAGUUCCCAUUCAGCAAACGAGGGCAGCGGUUUUGUUUGUGUCCUUGGCUGUUCCUAAAGCUUGCCCUUUGAGUAUUGUCUGAGAACCCAAGCCAGCUCUGGAUUGACGGAUACCCUUACACACAGACACCUUGGCUGGGAGUGGGAACAGGGAGGGGCCAAAAAAGGAGUCACCCCAAGGCGGUGAUUCAGACGAGGUUUCUGAGAAGAGGUGGGAAAUGGAGCCCCCUAACCACCAUGGGCAAUACAUGCAAAGCAAUACCUUGUUCAGGUUCGUACCCGCAAGACGGACCGAGUAUGUGACAAUCUGCGUCGAUCACGGACAACUAUGUCUUUGCACAGAAGGGCCCUGGUUUGCAUAGUUGAUUGAACAAAGAAGUCACAAGCCCAUAGCAGAGGAGGGGAGGCCCCAGAUCAUUAAAGCUUAAAAUAUAUCUUGGAAUUUGCAGAGUUCAUCCAGCUCACUGGAUGCUUCCCCUUGCUCCAGGAAAGGGGGACGGCUGUUACCCACUCCGUGGUUUUCCAAUCGUAAACCAUUGCUUCUCUCGGAACCCUUCCUGCCAUGUGGUCACCAAGCAGAGUGAGCCCCUCUCUCUCCCUGGGCCCACGACUGAAGGUGUAUGGCUUUCACUUGAGAAGGGCGAUUCACACUUGACAGUAUUUUGUUUUGCUUUGAUUUGGGGGGUUUGUUUGUUUUGGAAAACAGUUUAUAAACUGAUUUUUGUAAUUUUGGUAUUUAAAGCAAAAAACAAAAACAAACCUUUCGGUAACUGCACUGUGUCCCUUAGGCAGGGCCGUGCCGACUUCCUAUGAUGCCUCAGCUUGAGAGGGGCUUUGCUGGGGCCCCCUCGGCCGUGUGAAAGACCGCUUUGUUGCCUGCCUGUACCCUCUGCGCCAAGCAGCCCCACUUGCACCCGAGUUGUACAUUUCUGAAGUGUGCAGGGCAGCCUGGACACGAGCUUGGAUCCCGUGUGUAUAGCACAUCGUGUUCACUAAUGUGCCCGCUGGGCAGCAGAUGUACAUACGACAUGCCCUGUCCACUCGGAGCCCGGUCACCUGGGGGGACCCCAGGGCCGCUUCCUUGGGCAUGACUGAUGGCAACUGCCAUUCCAUCAGUUUGUUUGGUUUUCUUUUUUCCUUAAACCUUGGACUUUGAAAUCUGCGUAACAAUUCAGUAGGGUUUGAGACUUACACACAACCCUGACAGGUAAGACAGGGCUAGCAUUCUGGUUUCCUGCCACUUCCCCCCCUCCCUUAAAGUUUCUUCUGAGUGCUGUAUUAUGUUGGUGAAGUUCAAAACAACCAAGCUAAAGUUUUGUGCAAGUUGAGCUCAAAGUAGAGGAAAAGUCACCAGAAAGCCGGUAGUACCUGGCUGCUUGCUCUGUUAAGGGCUCUGUGUGCCGACUGUGCUGACUCCACGAGUGUGAGACAUCCUUUGAAAUGCUGUCCUGUGAUGGAGCACUCCAUGGUCGCCCUUACGACCAACAGCACACUGGUGAAGAAGUUCACAGGGAUGAGGGCUACAUUUUAUAGUUCUGAAAACGACAUUUCCCUCUACUGGAAGCUAAUUAGUCCACAAGUGUCGAACCUGUUGCUUGGGUCUUAAUUAGCUUUGUACUCUAAUCAAAGGACUCUUUCUAAACCAUAUUUAUAGCUUUCUAAUCUACACAUAGUCUAUACAUAGAUGCAUAUUUUACCCCCAGCUGGCUAGAGAUUUAUUUGUUGUAAAUGCUGUAUAGAUUUGUUUUUUGUUUUUCUUCCUUUCUUAUAUUGGUUUGGGUUUUUUUUUUUAAUGAAUUUAUGCUAGUUUAGCAAGUAUGAAAAUAAUUUUCUGUAGCCUGAGCUGCCCCCUCCCCUGCUGUAGCUACGAGGCCUGUGCUCGUGGGACUUAGCACGGAGGCGUCACUGUUGCAUUCCCAUUGGACUCACGCACCUCCUGGAUGGUUUUUGUUUCAGAGUUUUUUGGGGGGUUGGCUCAUUUGCUUUUCCAGAGUGUGGAAAAUCUACAGUGCAGAGAGGCUUUAUAACCUACCGGUUGAUUUUAAAUGCUUCCCCCUGUGCAGGGCUGUAUGCAUCCUGCCAAGCUGCGUUAUAUUCUGUACUGUGUACAAUAAAGAAGUUUGCUUUUCGUUUACCGGGUACC
Fukomys damarensis (Damara mole-rat) is the source of this 4117-nucleotide messenger RNA. RefSeq names its product ETS variant transcription factor 5 (gene Etv5). Gene Ontology annotation, biological process: regulation of transcription by RNA polymerase II; cell differentiation. The transcript is spliced from 13 exons. Gene Ontology annotation, cellular component: nucleus. Gene Ontology annotation, molecular function: DNA-binding transcription factor activity, RNA polymerase II-specific; sequence-specific DNA binding. NCBI's taxonomy places the organism in Eukaryota, Metazoa, Chordata, Mammalia, Rodentia, Bathyergidae. The record is from RefSeq and is a predicted model, not a curated record. Bases 404 to 1936 code for a protein of 510 amino acids.